This is a messenger RNA of Strongylocentrotus purpuratus (purple sea urchin), 2508 nucleotides long. Its product is annotated as slit homolog 1 protein-like. The record is from RefSeq and is a predicted model, not a curated record. Bases 1 to 2508 code for a protein of 835 amino acids. The transcript is spliced from 2 exons. NCBI's taxonomy places the organism in Eukaryota, Metazoa, Echinodermata, Echinoidea, Camarodonta, Strongylocentrotidae. Gene Ontology annotation, molecular function: transmembrane signaling receptor activity; protein binding. Gene Ontology annotation, cellular component: membrane. Gene Ontology annotation, biological process: immune response; toll-like receptor signaling pathway.
AUGGAUUCCUUGACGCGAACACUUUUGUUCUUGAUAGUAAUAUUUUUGGGAGGUAUCGUGCAGAAUGUAAGAGUGGAUAUCCCUCUCCGUACACCGCAGCCAAACUAUAGCUGCCCAGUCAAGCCUCCUCACGUCGCUAAGUGCACUCGUCUCAAUCUAACCUCAGUACCCCAAGACCUUCCGCACGACCUGCUGCUCUUAUUCAUCCAUCAUAACCAAAUAACAAAACUUGGAAACAGGUCUUUCAUUUAUUACAACCGUGUCACAACAUUGGAAGCUGGUUAUAACAUCAUAGCUUUAAUUGAAGGUGGAACAUUCGAACCUCUACCACAAUUGCAGGUCUUGAAAUUAGAUCAUAACCUAAUUACCUUUUUACCCAUCUAUUAUCUUCAGAAGAAUGCUCAUUUAGUUAUAAUAAAUCUAUCACACAACCUGAUCAGUGAAAUCUCUAGCACUUUGGUGAGUGCUCAAAAGUGUCGAAACUUAAAUGGUUGGCGGAAUAUGUCGGCAGUUAAUCUAUCCUUCAACAAACUUACAACUAUAAAUGAGAAUGACUUUUUACCUUGGAGAAAUUGCUUUGUCAAUAAGUUCAAUAUAAAUGAUAACCACGUGUCGUUCCUUCAACCUAAGGCUUUUCGAUAUUUGCCCAAAUUAGGUAUUCUGAACAUGAACAAAAUCAACUUAGCGACUUUCGACGUCGAGCAUUUCAUGUGCCAUGUUAAAAUCGACAGACUUGUGAUUGAUUCUUCAGGCAUUAAGUACAUUCGUCCAGCGAACAUAUCGUCGAUGCAAAAAGCAAAUGUGCCACUGAUUAAAGAACUUUAUUUAAAUCUAAACAUCUUACAAGACAUUCCAAGGUAUGCUCUGCGUGGAUUUGAAAAACUACAGGUCCUGAACUUUCAAGGGAAUCGUAUUUCAAGCAUCAACAAUGAAUCAUUUUGUGGUUUACAUUCACUGUUAGACCUCAGUUUGUCUUGGAAUAAAAUAAAGUCACUUCCCCGCGCCUCGUUUGCUUGCGCAACGAAUCUCCAGAAAAUUGAUUUGUCACGUAAUAACCUCGCGAUAUUGGAUCCCCAAUGGUUUGACGGAUCCUGGUUUCUCCGUACCCUGAUGAUAGAUCAAAGUGGCAUCGGUCGCAUCGCGUUUGGACCAUGGAAGGCAACUAAUCUUCAGACUCUUGUUCUAAACAGAAACAAUAUGGGUUUCAUUAAUAAUUACACCUUCACUGGCUUGGCAAACUUGAAAAAACUUGAUGUUUCUGGCAAUGAAAAUCGUUUUCGGAUGUCAGAGGACGCACUCACUACAGUCGGUUCCUUGGAAUUCCUCGUCAUGGCGGAUGUGGGAAAAUUUACCAUGAAAGGCUUGUUUAGAAAUAUGCAAAAUCUAUCUAAUCUGGAUAUCUCAUAUAACCGGUUGGAAAUUUUAUCAAUUGACCAGUUUACGACCACAUCUGCGCUAAGGGUUCUCAAUAUGUCGGGAUCCCAUCUCAAAGCUGAGGAUUUAGUUGAUAAACAGACAGGGACAUCGUUGUUCUCAGGCUUGGUCUCCUUGCGGACCCUUAAACUACGGCGAAACUCCUUAGCUACCCUACACGCUCUUCCUGGCAUAUUCACCUCACUUGGAAGUCUUGUUGAGCUAGACUUAACAUAUUGUCAUAUUCGACAAGUUGCCUCAGGAACAUUUGCAAACUUAACGACCCUGCUUCAGCUUAGUCUGCAAGACAAUGAACUAACCAGCGUUCCGAGGGACGCUUUUCAAGGUUUGCACAAAUUACAGGUGUUGCAGCUGCAGUACAAUUCGAUUGCGUUCAUUGAGCAAGAGCUGUUUAUGGGCACAAAUGAACUUAAGGAGUUGUACUUGCAAAAUAAUCAAAUUUCGACCGUAGCCUCCUAUACUUUAAUGCCGUCAAGUUUGAUUAGACUCAAUAUCGCAAACAAUCCCUUAACAUGCGAUUGCCAACUCGCCUGGUUCAGACAAUGGUUGAACGAGUUGGCCAUCGUUGGUUACCAUGAGAUCACUGAAGAUCAAACUCCGGACGACUAUGAAUUUCAACUCAACCUCAUGUUCCAUGAAGGAGAUGAGUGGUGGGUAAAUGACUGCAUGAAACCUUUUCUGGAGCAGAGGAUGCCUCAUCUGGAGCACGUCAUAUUUGGUGAUGCCGAUCUUCAUCCAGGAUUAUUUUACUUGAACGCCAUAUACGACGUCAUCGAAAACAGCCACAAGACAAUAUUGUUGCUAAGCAACCCGUCUGUGGAUGAUGCCUGGUACAUGACCAAGCUCCGUAUGGCAGUGGAGCACAUGAAUGACACCAAGUUGGAGAAGGUCAUCCUGGUUUUCCUUGAAGACAUCGAUGAUGACCAUCUACCGUACCUUGUUAGGCUCUUGCUGAGCCGGAACAAGCCUUAUUUGUUGUGGACAGAGGAUGAAGAAGGUCAGGAGGUCUUCUGGGCAAAGGUUCAGAAGAGCAUGAGAUCAAAUCGGCAAAUGAACAAUGUUAUACCCGUUUAA